Pelagomonas calceolata is the source of this 1262-nucleotide messenger RNA. NCBI's taxonomy places the organism in Eukaryota, Pelagophyceae, Pelagomonadales, Pelagomonadaceae. The record is from the annotation of a GenBank genome assembly.
GCGAAUCCCCGGAGACUUUCUUGGGGCCACACAGCUCACAAUUGGGGUGCUUGCUGACUGGCGGAACGGUCGCAUUUGUCACUGGGCUAUAGCAUCUUGCGGCAGCAGAACAGAAAUCCGAUCUCGCGCCGUCCGCCAGCGUAAAAACCACAUUGGGCCGCCGCGGGAGUUUCGGCCCGCAAAAGACGCCGUCGAAGCGGCAAAAGAAAGAUGUUCGCCGCCCUGAAGGAAGCAGCCAGCCAAUUAGCCGAGAAGACGGAGGAGGGCGUCGGCUUGCUAGCUACGCAUCUCUCGGAGGAAGGGCGACACAAAUUACGUUUAGAGAGGGAAGCCGCCGAAAUUGAGAGGAGGAACGAGGAGAGCUGUCGAGUCGGAUUCGCUGGUAAAAGAGCGGUCUGGUUCCGCGACUGGAAGCGCGACCUCGGCUUUUACGUCGAGAAUCAUCACUCUUUGAUAGCAGCUUUUCGCGGCCACGCGCUACACCCGUUCAGCCGCGCUCAUCGGGCGGCGCACGUCUUCUGCGUGCUGGGCCUCAACGUCUUCCUCGCGGCGUGCGUCGCACAGCGCUACCCGCUGCUGAAAGAUCCAAAUCAUUAUUUGGCUGUCGCAUUGGCCGCGUUCCUGAACAUUAUUUAUGAUCAAAUUUUGAAGAUCCUGGCGUCGGCGCCCUGCGCGGAGAAGGGCGGCUGCUGCGACUGCUUCUGUUGUCGAGAUCUAUGUCGUGGUUUAGGCUCGAUCUCGCUGUAUCUAGCUUUAGCGGCGUCGUUGUGCGUCGGCGCUCUGGGCUGCGUCCUGGCCUACCAAUUACCACCUUCCACGAAAUUCUUCACGAUCUUUUGGGUCGUGAAGGCUUUGGCCUGGUCCUUCGAGCUCCUCACGCUGCUAUUUUCGUUCUACCGGAAGCGGGAGCAACAACGGCCGUUCUGGGAAGGGAGCUUGGAGGGCGACGCCUACCCCUACCAAGGGUUCCCGCACGUCGACUAUUUGGAGGAUCGGCGCGACGACGCCGACGCGGCGGCGGCGGCGCGGCGGGGCAAAGAGAGGGAGCGCCGCGAGAACGAGAAGCGGCGCAAGGAGCAGAAGCGGGGCGUUUAUAGGGACGAGGUCAAGCCCGGCGACGUCGAGAGUGGCGGGGGCAACCCGUUCCUGGCGGCGCACGAGUCGGCGGCAGUGCGGCACGACCCGCUCGACGAGUUGGGGUCGCGGCGGCGCGUCGGGGGGGGCUUCCCCUGAUUUUUGUGUUGUGUAAUCAGUCAUCUUGA